AUGCUAAUUAAUAGCACAUAACUUUGAGCAAAUUAUAUCUACCAGUGCUAUGUAGUUUCAUCUGGUCUGAGUUGCAGCAAAAAUGGCCAGCCAUGCAGCUCUUGUUUCAUCCAGAAUCCCUUCCGGCGCCAGACUCCAAUCUAAGGCCUCUCACUCUUCAAGCUCCCCCAAGAGGCUCAAUGUUGCUGAAUUCUCCGGCCUCCGGUCAAGCUCCUGUGUAACUUAUGCGGCUCAUGCUGGAGAAGCAUCCUUCUAUGAUGUUUUAGCUUCACAACUGUCUUUCAGGGGGACCAAUGCCAGGCCUGUGAGGGGUGAGACAGUUGCUAAGCUAAAGGUGGCAAUCAACGGCUUUGGGCGGAUUGGUCGGAAUUUCCUCCGGUGCUGGCAUGGUCGAAAGGAUUCGCCACUUGACGUCAUUGUAGUGAAUGACAGUGGAGGUGUUAAGAAUGCUUCACACCUUCUCAAGUAUGAUUCCAUGUUGGGGACCUUCAAGGCAGAUGUCAAGAUUGUGAACAAUGAGACAAUUAGUGUCGAUGGAAAGCCGAUCAAGGUUGUCUCAAGCAGAGACCCCCUGAAGCUACCAUGGGCAGAGCUAGGCAUAGAUAUUGUCAUUGAGGGUACUGGAGUCUUUGUUGAUGGUCCAGGUGCAGGGAAACACAUACAAGCUGGUGCAAAGAAGGUUAUAAUCACAGCACCAGCGAAAGGAGCUGAUAUACCAACAUAUGUUGUGGGUGUCAAUGAAGGGGGAUACAACCAUGAGGUUGCCAACAUUGUCAGCAAUGCAUCUUGCACAACAAAUUGUCUGGCUCCUUUCGUUAAGGUUAUAGAUGAAGAGUUUGGAAUUGUGAAGGGGACCAUGACUACAACUCAUUCAUACACAGGAGACCAGAGGUUGUUAGAUGCAUCUCACCGUGACUUGAGAAGAGCAAGGGCAGCAGCACUGAACAUUGUCCCAACGAGCACAGGCGCUGCAAAGGCAGUGUCACUGGUACUGCCCAACCUAAAGGGUAAGCUCAAUGGCAUCGCCCUCCGGGUGCCAACACCAAAUGUCUCUGUUGUGGACCUUGUGGUGAACGUGGAGAAUAAAGGCAUUACCGCUGAAGAUGUGAAUGCUGCAUUCAGGAAGGCAGCUGAUGGGCCCCUGAAAGGGAUCCUAGAUGUGUGCGAUGUUCCCUUGGUAUCAGUUGAUUUCCGGUGCACUGAUGUCUCAUCCACCAUUGACGCAUCCCUGACAAUGGUCAUGGGUGAUGAUAUGGUUAAGGUGGUGGCCUGGUACGACAAUGAAUGGGGAUACAGCCAACGGGUGGUGGAUCUGGCGCACUUGGUAGCAAGCAAAUGGCCUGGAGCGCCAGUACAGGGAAGCGGAGAUCCACUAGAAGAUUUCUGCCAAACAAACCCAGCAACAAAGGAAUGCAAAGUUUAUGAAGCAUGAUUCAUGCCACAUAUUUCUUAUUACGAUAGUUUGUUCAGCAAUGUGAUUACAUAACCAUAAUGCUGUGGAAAUUGAUAAAUUGAAAAUUGUAAGGAUAAUGCAUAUGCUUUCAAUGGGAAAUUUUUCAUGAGUGGGUACUGUAAGUA
Messenger RNA from Dioscorea cayenensis subsp. rotundata (Guinea yam), 1578 nucleotides. RefSeq names its product glyceraldehyde-3-phosphate dehydrogenase B, chloroplastic. Lineage: Eukaryota; Viridiplantae; Streptophyta; Magnoliopsida; Dioscoreales; Dioscoreaceae. Gene Ontology annotation, cellular component: chloroplast. The coding region runs from base 83 to 1432 and encodes 449 amino acids. Gene Ontology annotation, molecular function: NAD binding; NADP binding; glyceraldehyde-3-phosphate dehydrogenase (NAD+) (phosphorylating) activity. The record is from RefSeq and is a predicted model, not a curated record. The transcript has 9 exons. Gene Ontology annotation, biological process: glucose metabolic process.